Molecule: messenger RNA, 1236 nt
Organism: Penicillium antarcticum
Lineage: Eukaryota; Fungi; Ascomycota; Eurotiomycetes; Eurotiales; Aspergillaceae
Product: iron-sulfur cluster-binding protein, rieske family domain protein
Exons: 2
Coding region: 1-1236 (411 amino acids)
Molecular function (GO): iron ion binding; 2 iron, 2 sulfur cluster binding
Source: RefSeq, a predicted model, not a curated record
AUGGCAUCAACAAUUUCAUCUCUGUUUGGUUAUGCCCCCAACAUACUAGGGAUACCAAAGCCUCCCCCGGUACCACCAAAGGCUCUUCCAGCUUCUUGGUAUUCCUCGCCUGAAAUGUACGAAUUAGAGCGACGAGCGAUCUUUUCCAAAAAGUGGAUUCUAAUUACCCACACACUACGUUUUGAAGAGCCGGGAGACUUUUAUCGAUUUGAGGAGGCUGGCUUCUCUUUUGUGCUCUGCCUUGAUAGGGAAGGCAACCUCAAUGGCUUUCAUAAUAUUUGCCGACACCGCGCGUAUCCUCUGAUAUCACAAGAUGAAGGUAACGCUAAAAUACUUUCUUGCAAAUAUCACGGGUGGUCAUAUGGCUUGAACGGAAAAUUGGCAAAGGCCCCCCGGUUCGACGACGUACCAGGCUUCAAGAAGGAGGAGCAAGGCCUCUUUCCAGUACAUGUCCAUGUUGACAAUCUAGGGUUCAUCUGGGUGAAUCUUGACUCAUCGAAGAAUCCUAUUACUUGGCACGAGGAGUUCAAAGGAGUUGAUACACAAGAAAGGUUCCUGAAUUUUGACUUCAGCCAAUACAAGUUCAACCAUACAUGGCAUAUGGAUGGCAACUAUAACUGGAAAACACUUGCCGACAAUUACAACGAAUGCUAUCAUUGUACGGUUGCGCACCCAGAUGUGGCGAACCUUGCAGAUCUUUCCUAUUAUUACACAGUUUCGACUCCUGGACACAUUCAACACUUCUCUCGCCCGAAAGAAGACAAGGUCGAGGACGAUAUUCAAAACGCAAGUACUUAUUAUUUCCCCAAUGCUUGCAUGACGGUUUCACCUCAUUUCUUUUAUUUGAUGCGAUGUGUACCAACUUCUGCAGGCACCUGUUCCAUGGAAUACGAAGUCUACCGUCACAAGGAUGCCUCUGACAAAGAUUUCGAGUAUAUUGAUGGUUUCUUCAAGCGAGUAUUAGACGAGGACAAGCAUCUUUGCAAUGCGGCUCAGAAGAAUUUGAAUGCCGGCGUGUUUGUGAAUGGACAGCUUCAUCCCGAGCUUGAGAGUGCGCCGCUCUUCUUUCAAAACACUGUCAGACGCGUCCUGGGGACUCAUCGUGAGGAGGAAAAACGCCAUAAAAGGGAAAUAUGGCCAGCUCGACAGCAUUCAGCAGGCUCGGCUACCGCGGAAGAUAUCGAAUUUUGCUCUGGACUAGCAUGCAGUGAGGGAUCUAGUAAUUUAGAGUGGUAG